CGCGACUCGCCUCGUCCAGCUCUGCUCUGCCCUCGACUGCCCAGCCCAGUGCCGCAGUGCCCCUCGCCACCGCAGGCGGCCAUGGCGGCGCUCGCUCGCUUCCUUGUCACCGUCCUCGCUGCCGCGCUUGCCACAAACGUUGCGGGGGCGGGCGAGGUGGGCGUGAACUACGGGAGGGUGGCGAACGACCUGCCGGACCCGGGGGCGGUGGUGAACCUGCUCAAGCAGAACGGCAUCACCAUGGUGAAGCUGUACGACGCCAACCCCAAGGUGCUGGCGUCGCUGGCCAACACCGGCAUCAAGGUGAUGGUGAUGCUUCCCAACGAGGAGGUGGCCGCCGCGGCCGCGGACCCGGCCUACGCGCUCCGGUGGGCGCGGGCUAGCGUCGCGGCGUACCGCCCCGCCACGCAGAUCCACGCCGUGGCCGUGGGCAACGAGGUUUUCGACUCCAGGCCGGACCUGAACGCAAAACUCGUCCCGGCCAUGACCAAUGUACAGGCGGCGCUGGCGCAGCUGGGCCUGGCCGACGCCGUGAAGGUGACCACGCCGGUCGCGUUCUCGGCGGUCACGGACUCGUACCCGCCCUCCUCGGGCAGGUUCCGGGACGACAUCGCGCAGACGGUGAUGAAGCCCAUGCUCACAUUCCUGAAGCGGACAGGCUCCUACCUCACCAUCAACAUCUACCCGUUCCUGGCGUACGCCGAUCAUCCCGACCAGAUCUCCCUCGACUACGCCCUGGGGAACGCAAACCCCGGCGAGCGCGGCGACGCCACCGCCGGCCUCCUGGGUGCCGCCCUGCUCGAAAACAACGGCGUGCGUGACGACGACACCGGCCUAGUGUACUACAGCCUCCUGGAUGCCCAGCUCGACGCCACGUACUACGCGAUGGAUGACUUGGGGUUUCCCAGUCUGAGAGCAUAUCUUGGGGAGACCGGGCAUCCGUCGGGAGGAAGAAGACACGGAGGCCGAGGCCGGAGGCACUUGAUGGCCGGGGACGACGAUGUUGCCACGGUGGCCAACGCCCAUGCGUACAUCAACAACGUCAUCAACCGCGUGCUGGCCGGCAACACGGGCACCCCGCACCGGCCUGGCGCCGACAUGGACGUCUACAUCUUCGCCCUCUUCAACGAGAACGAGAAGGGCGCCGGGGCCGACGACGUCGAGCAGCACUUCGGCCUGUUCUACCCCAACAUGCAGAAGGUGUACGACUUCGACUUCCACCACUCCAGCGGCGGCGGAGGAGGAGGAUCAUCAGGCGGCGCGAAGGCGAGCUGGUGCGCGGCGAACGCGGCGGUUGGGGACUCGCGGCUGCAGGCGGCGCUGGACUGGGCGUGCGGCCACGGCGCGGACUGCAGCGCCAUCCAGCCCGGCGCGGCGUGCUACGAGCCCAACACCAAGCUCGCGCAUGCCUCCUAUGCAUUCAACGACUACUACCAGCGCAAAGGUCGGGCCAGCGGGACUUGCGACUUCUCCGGUGCCGCCUACGUCGUCUACCAGGCGCCAGCUAACACCUGCAGCGCAAAGGCGGCGAGCUGGUGUGUGGCGAACACGGCGGUCGGCGACGCGCGGCUGCAGGCGGCGCUGGACUGGGCGUGCGGCAACGGCGCGGACUGCGGCGCCAUCCAGCCCGGCGCGACGUGCUUCGACCCGGACACCAAGGCCGCGCAUGCCUCGUACGCGUUCAACAGCUACUACCAGCGCAAGGGCCGCGCCGCCGGGACGUGCGACUUCGCCGGCGCCGCCUCCGUCGUCUACCAGCCGCCAAAGAUCGGAAGCUGCGUGCUCCCGUCCAGGGCCUGAACUGAACAACAACAGUGAAGUCUGAAUCAUACGCUACCAUCUCAGUAUACGGGACGUGGGGGAUAAAGGCAUAAAACCACUAUGAAGAAGGGUCCAGUUCCACCUUCUUGUUCUACUGCGGAACUAGAAAAUAAACAUGGCACAUGUAAAUUUGCUUUCUGUGCUAGCAUUAAUGCAUCUAUAAACCAUCAGCAAAUGAUCAGUGGCCACAAGCAAAGCAGCAAUAAUUUAAUCUGCACGUUCUCAAUUGUUACUGCA
Molecule: messenger RNA, 2058 nt
Organism: Panicum hallii
Lineage: Eukaryota; Viridiplantae; Streptophyta; Magnoliopsida; Poales; Poaceae
Product: glucan endo-1,3-beta-D-glucosidase-like
Exons: 3
Coding region: 82-1800 (572 amino acids)
Biological process (GO): carbohydrate metabolic process
Cellular component (GO): plasma membrane
Molecular function (GO): hydrolase activity, hydrolyzing O-glycosyl compounds
Source: RefSeq, a predicted model, not a curated record